Molecule: messenger RNA, 1335 nt
Organism: Thrips palmi
Lineage: Eukaryota; Metazoa; Arthropoda; Insecta; Thysanoptera; Thripidae
Exons: 1
Coding region: 1-1335 (444 amino acids)
Source: RefSeq, a predicted model, not a curated record
AUGAGCAUGCCCGCCGCGGGCCAGAAGUUCGCCACCGACGACGCCAGCGUGUUCGGCUCGGCCGAGGAGGCCUCCGCCUGCGUCAAGCGCCUCUUGGCCAAGACCGGCACCAGCGUCGUGGAGGAGCACCGCGUCACCAGCAGCACCAAGAGCAGCACCACCUCCGCCAUCGACUACCUGCAGGACUCGUUCGACUUCCUGCACCAGCGCCACAUGAAGAACCUGUCCGACGUGAUCGCCCGCCACCAGCGCCAACAACAGCCGGCAGCGGGCCAGGAGGAACAGGUGCAGGCGGGGCUGAGUCAGCUCAGUCAGCAGCAGCAGCGCCACAAGAAGCAGGUGCACAUCCACCAGAGCGCCUUCUACGACGGCCUGGGCCAGAACGGCCUGAGCGACGCCACGAACGACAUGCAGCAGAACACGUUCAAGUCCACAAAGACCAUCAACCUGAGCAACAACAACAGCACCAGCAGCAACAGCAGCGUGGACCUGGACGACGCCAAGAUGCUGCAGCAGACACAGCAGCGGCGAUGCGCGCGCGAGAACUCCACGUCCAGCCUGCAGUCCCAGUCCUCGGUCUCCAGCGCGCGGUCCGAGAGCUUCGACAACUGCAACAACAACUUCUGCGACGCCGUGUCCUCCGUCAGCAACAAGUCCAACACCACCAAGAUUUCGUCCAAGUCGUCCACCAGUUCGUCCAGCACAUCGUCGACGUCGUCCUCCACCACGCGCAUGCAGCAGUCCUUCAGCUCCUCGAAGAAGGUGGUCAAGCAGUCCUUCUCCUCCAGCUCGCAGGACUUCGAGGACCGCAUGGGCAUCGACGUGAUGCUGACGCCAUCCCUCGGCGGCCCCGCCGCGCCAGGCACCCCCACCACGCCGAGCACCCCCGUCGGCACCGUGGCCCUGCCAGAGAUGGCCUCGGCCUCCACCAAGAAGGUCAAGCAGACCACCAAGGUAUCGUCCUCGUCGUCCAUGAUCUCCUCCAGCUCAGACCAGCCCGACCAGGUCGAGUGCAAGCAGAGCUCCAAGGUCUUCAAGGCCAAGACGGUCAAGAAGUCCGUCUCCGACGGCCGCCAGGUGCACACGGACGUGGACAAGUACUCCGAGACGGCGGAGGAGGAGGCGGAGGGCUCGCCGGACAAGCCCGUCAUCACCUUCAGCCACGUGUCCAGCGAGGGCAGCCACCAGGCCUUCACGGACAACAUCGUCCGCUUCGACUCCUCCACCCUGUCCUCGCCCAGCCGGUCGCGCAGCCCCAGCCCCCUGCUGGAGAUGCCCGCGCCCUACAACGACCUCGCCAAGGAGAUCAAGAGGCCCCCCAUGGAGAAGGCGUGA